CCGGCGACAUGGCGGGGCGGCGCCCCCGGGGCCGGCCCCCGGGGUCGAAGAACAAGCCGAAGCCCCCGGUAAUCAUCACCCGAGAGAGCGCCAACACCCUCCGGGCCCACAUCCUCGAGAUCGCCAGCGGCUGCGACGUCUUCGACGCCGUAGCCACCUACGCGCGGCGGCGCCAGCGCGGCGUCUGCAUCCUCAGCUGCACCGGCACCGUCACCAACGUCAGCCUCCGCCAGGCCGGCGGCGGCGGCGUCGUCACGCUCCACGGCCGCUUCGAGAUCCUGUCCCUCUCCGGCUCCUUCCUCCCGCCGCCGGCGCCGCCGGGGGCCACCAGCCUGAGCGUCUACCUCGCCGGCGUGCAGGGCCAGGUGGUUGGUGGGAAUGUCGUUGGAGCGUUGAUUGCUGCCGGCCCGGUCACAAUCAUCGCCUCCUCCUUCACCAACGUCGCGUAUGAGCGGCUGCCGUUGGAGGAGGAGGACGGGAUCCAGAUGCAGCCUCUGCCUCCGCCUCAGCAGCUUAACAUCGGGGGCGGAGUUGGAGGUCAGUUUCCGGAUCCGGGUCCGGGGCAGCCAUUCUUGAAUUUGCCGCUGAAUAUGGUCAACGGUCAACUCCCAAUGGACGGAGGUGGAGGCGGUGCAUGGGCCGGAAACGUUGCCGGGGGAGGCCGGCAGCAGUUCUAGUGGUCAUAAAAAAUUAAGUGCCUCGUCAUGGUGUAUGAUCAGAGCAUAUCUAAGGAAACUGCAAUUUCAUAAUGCAAAUAUCUACUGAAUUAUUUUCCGUAAAAACUCACACAACCUUUUGUAAUCACCACACUUUUAUUCUUCCUCUCCAUCUUGAGUAGAGAGGUCUUGCAUGAGACAUAGACAUUGAUGGAAGAGAGACAACUGCGAAAUGAAAAAACGAGUUCUAUUUACUGAAUCCGUCUUUGCUAGUUCAUCCCAUGCUUUCACCCAAAUAAGUUUGCUCCAUUUUAUUGUUAGAAACA
Molecule: messenger RNA, 982 nt
Organism: Salvia hispanica
Lineage: Eukaryota; Viridiplantae; Streptophyta; Magnoliopsida; Lamiales; Lamiaceae
Source: RefSeq, a predicted model, not a curated record